CCCCUACGCAGGACGAGCUCAGGACCGCCUCCCAGCCUCACUGCGCCCCAUUCCCCGCCCCGCCUGACCCCCAGGUUUCGGCUCACCCCGGGACCCGGCCCUAGCUCCUGCCCCCUGCCCAGGACCGGGCCCAGCCACGCUCUCCCAGCCACUCGCCGCCUCGGCCCCGCCCCGCACUCCGGCCACUCGGCGGUUACCAGCUGGUCCCGCCCGCCCGACGCAGGCGCCGCGCAGCCAAUCGGCGGCUGCCACACAGCGGCCCGAGCCGGGCUUGGGGGCUGGGACCUCCGGCUGCAGGUCCGCCUGGGCCAGACGCGCGAGCGCAGGCAGCCGGUGUGUGGUCACCCGCACGACCUCCGCAGUCCCAGCCGAGCCGUGACCCUUCCGGCCGCCUCCAUCCCACCUCGCCGCCAUGCGCCUUCGCCGCCCUGCGCUGUUCCCGGGCGUGGCGCUGCUUCUCGCCGCGGCCCGCCUCGCCGCUGCCUCCGAUGUGCUAGAACUCACGGACGACAACUUCGAGAGUCGCGUCUCCGACACGGGCUCUGCGGGCCUCAUGCUCGUGGAGUUCUUCGCCCCCUGGUGUGGACACUGCAAGAGACUUGCUCCUGAAUAUGAAGCUGCAGCUACCAGAUUAAAAGGAAUAGUCCCAUUAGCAAAGGUUGAUUGCACUGCCAACACUAACACCUGUAAUAAAUACGGAGUCAGUGGCUAUCCAACCCUGAAGAUAUUUAGAGAUGGUGAAGAAGCAGGUGCUUAUGAUGGACCUAGGACUGCUGAUGGAAUUGUCAGCCACCUGAAGAAGCAGGCAGGACCAGCUUCAGUGCCUCUCAGGACUGAGGAAGAAUUUAAGAAAUUCAUUAGUGAUAAAGAUGCGUCUGUAGUAGGUUUUUUCGAUGAUUUGUUCAGUGAAGCUCACUCUGAGUUCCUAAAAGCAGCCAGCAACUUGAGGGAUAACUACCGAUUUGCACAUACGAAUGUUAAGUCUCUGGUGAACGAGUAUGAUGAUAAUGGAGAGGGUAUCAUCUUAUUUCGUCCUUCACAUCUGACUAACAAGUUUGAGGACAAGACUGUGGCAUAUACAGAGCAAAAAAUGACCAGUGGCAAAAUUAAAAAGUUCAUCCAGGAAAACAUUUUCGGUAUCUGUCCUCACAUAACAGAAGACAAUAAAGAUUUGAUACAGGGCAAGGACUUACUUAUUGCUUACUAUGAUGUGGACUAUGAAAAGAAUGCUAAAGGUUCCAACUACUGGAGAAACAGGGUAAUGAUGGUGGCAAAGAAAUUCCUGGAUGCUGGGCACAAACUCAACUUUGCUGUAGCUAGCCGCAAAACCUUUAGCCAUGAACUUUCUGAUUUUGGCUUGGAGAGCACUGCUGGAGAGAUUCCUGUUGUUGCUAUCAGAACUGCUAAAGGAGAGAAGUUUGUCAUGCAGGAGGAGUUCUCGCGUGAUGGGAAGGCUCUGGAGAGGUUCCUGCAGGAUUACUUUGAUGGCAAUCUGAAGAGAUACCUGAAGUCUGAACCUAUCCCAGAGAGCAAUGAUGGGCCUGUAAAGGUAGUUGUAGCAGAGAAUUUUGAUGAAAUAGUGAAUAAUGAAAAUAAAGAUGUACUGAUUGAAUUUUAUGCUCCUUGGUGUGGUCACUGUAAGAAUCUGGAGCCCAAGUAUAAAGAACUUGGAGAGAAGCUCAGCAAAGACCCAAAUAUCGUCAUAGCCAAGAUGGAUGCCACAGCCAAUGACGUGCCUUCUCCGUAUGAAGUCAGAGGUUUUCCUACCAUAUACUUCUCUCCAGCCAACAAGAAGCUAAAUCCAAAGAAAUAUGAAGGUGGCCGUGAAUUAAGUGAUUUUAUUAGCUAUCUACAACGAGAAGCUACAAACCCCCCUGUAAUUCAAGAAGAAAAACCCAAGAAGAAGAAGAAGGCACAGGAGGAUCUCUAAAGCAGUAGCCAAACGCCACUUUGUAAAAGGACUCUUCCACCAGAGAUGGGAAAACCAUUAGGGAGGACUGAGACCCAUAUGGGAAUUAUUACCUCUCAGGGCUGAGAGGACAGAAUGGAUAUAAUCUGAAUCCUGUUAAAUUUUCUCUAAACUGUUUCUUAGCUGCACUGUUUAUGGAAAUACCAGGACCAGUUUAUGUUUGUGGUUUUGGGAAAAAUUAUUUGUGUUGGGGGAAAUGUUUUGGGGGUGGGGUUGAGUUGGGGGUAUUUUCUAAUUUUUUUUGUACAUUUGGAACAGUGACAAUAAAUGAGACCCCUUUAAACUGUCUUAUUUUCCACAAGAUUGAGAACCAGGUGUUCUCUGCACACUAUGACUGUUCAAUAGAGCUUUCCUCAGUGAUGGAAAUGCUCUGUAAUCUACACUGUUCAGUACAGGUAGCUAUGGAGCAUCUGAAAUAUGGCUAGAAACUACAUUUUUAGUCUUCAUUAAUUUAAAUAGCAAUACAGUUGCCACCAUACUGAUCACUGCGGCUGUAGACUGACUGACUGGGUCCAUAAUCACCUCAAAAUUCUUUCAAAAUUUAUUAUCUCUUUCUCUCCUUACAUGUUUAUUGCCCAGGCCUACCCUGGUGAUUAGAACAGGUGAAGGGCCUUUCUGUUAGGCUGUCCAUGCCCUAAGGAUGGGUUCCUGUUUAUCCUUGCCAUGCAGCUAAGCUUACUGCAUAUUUAUACCUCCCAAGGACUGUUCUCUGCCCAGAAAUGCCCUGUCAAGGGUGUGGCAUCACGAGGUUUCAUCCAAGUUGUUUCAGGAAUUGCUGACACUGUUGGGUGCAGUUCUAUCUCCCAAAGCCUAGGGUGUGGCCCUUUAACCUCCCCCUUCAGGAGAACUGGGAAAGGCAGUAUCAUUCCUAGUUAUGAGUAAAGCGUCCACUUUCUUUUGUAACAAUGAGGAACAGAAAGGACUGAAGCGUGAUCUUUUGUCCAACUAAACCAUUUAUCUCCUUUUGUAGGUAAAUUCAAAUCCUGCCCAGUUAUAGUUUUCAGUCACUGGAUAAUUCGAGGUAGGAGCCCUACUUUAGGUGAUCCUAGGAACUCCUAUGUUCAGAAAAGAAUUUUCUUCCUACUAUAUAAUUACAGUAUGUAGCUGUCAAUUUUAAGAUGAAUUUGGUAGAGCCUUACAGCAAAGUAUGUAUCUUGGUCACACACAGAGCUUGGAAAAAGUAAAAGAUGUCUAAACCAUAAUCUUGGAGAUUCUAACUCAUAACAUCUGGGCUGGGGUCCAGGGAUCUAAUUGUUUAGAGAGCCCCAAAAGUGGCUCAGAUGUGAAGGCAGGGUUAAGAACCACCUGCCUUGGAAGAUUUAAGGAAAACAUAUAAACUUGUACAAAGGACA
Piliocolobus tephrosceles (Ugandan red Colobus) is the source of this 3321-nucleotide messenger RNA. Its product is annotated as protein disulfide-isomerase A3. Gene Ontology annotation, biological process: response to endoplasmic reticulum stress; protein folding. NCBI's taxonomy places the organism in Eukaryota, Metazoa, Chordata, Mammalia, Primates, Cercopithecidae. Gene Ontology annotation, cellular component: cell surface; endoplasmic reticulum. The coding region runs from base 413 to 1930 and encodes 505 amino acids. The transcript has 13 exons. The record is from RefSeq and is a predicted model, not a curated record. Gene Ontology annotation, molecular function: protein disulfide isomerase activity.